Molecule: messenger RNA, 2145 nt
Organism: Drosophila biarmipes
Lineage: Eukaryota; Metazoa; Arthropoda; Insecta; Diptera; Drosophilidae
Product: synaptic vesicle glycoprotein 2C
Exons: 9
Coding region: 218-1909 (563 amino acids)
Biological process (GO): transmembrane transport
Molecular function (GO): transmembrane transporter activity
Source: RefSeq, a predicted model, not a curated record
GAGAUCACUUCUCGUGCAGCGUUGCAAGUGUCAGCUAUUCUCGAUGGAAUUAAAAUAUACUGGAGACCCUUAACUCGGUGACUGUGAACUAAAAUCUUCAAAGCAUUGUGGUUGCGCUUUUUAAUCAACAACUGCAGGCGCAUCAAUUGAACUGAACAAUUAAUUUCAAGAGCAAGCCAAUUGUAAAAAGAUAUAGUGAGAAACAGUAAUCGCUGAGAUGUCGGAAAAGCCUGUUGAAAAAGUAGAUCCUGAGAAAAGCAAAGGGCUGGAAAAUGAAAAUGACGCGGAUGGAAAUUCAGAUAGCACGGCGGAGGCGGCAGCCACGCCCACCGAGGAAGGUCCUGCCACCUUCGACAAGGCUAUCGAUGGCGCAGGCUUUGGCAUCUUCAACCUGAUGCUGCUCAUCGUCUCCAUUCCCGCCCAGAGUGCUGCCAUCUUCGAGUCCAGCUCCAUGUCCUACAUCCUGCCCAUUGCCGAGUGCGAUCUGCACCUGACUCUUGAGAACAAGGGUGUACUUAAUGCAGUGGCCUAUGCGGGCAUGACCAUUUCGGCCGUAGCCUGGGGCUACCUGGCGGAUACCAAGGGUCGCAAGAAGAUCCUCUACUGGGGCUAUCUCAUAGAUGCGGUGUGUGUUUUCGGCAGUGCACUGAGUCAGAACUUCAUGAUGCUGGUCGUUUUCAAGUUCAUGGGAGGAUUGGUGGUAAAUGGACCAGCUGCUGUGCUGUUUACUUAUCUGACAGAAAUGCAUGGUCCUAAACACAGGUCCUCUAUUCUGAUGAUCAUUGGUAUGGUGACUUCUACCGCCACGGUAUCCCUGCCCCUCCUGGCCUGGGGUAUUUUCCCCCGAGAUUGGGACUUUGAGUUCUGGGGCUUGCAAAUCCACAGCUGGCAAAUUUAUCUGUUCGUACUGGGCAUCCCGAGUUUGGUCAGUGGAAUAAUUUUCUGCUUCAUGCCGGAGAGUCCCCGAUUCUUGAUGGCCCAGGGAAGGAACGAGGAAGCUCUGCAGGCUUUCAAGCAGAUCUACCAUGUCAACAGCCGCAAGCCCAAGGAUAGCUACCCAAUUAAAGUCCUCAUUCAGGAGGUACCCGAUCGUAGAGCCGGUAAUAACGAGGUCAUCUACACCAUCGAGGAGAAGGCCAAGGAGGUUCCCACAAAGAGACCAUCGCGCACGCUGGCGGAGAGCCUUCGCUCUGGACUGGAGCAGAUGAAGCCGCUGGUCAGGAAGCCCCUGCUGGGACUGUCCAUCUGCUGCUACGUGAUGCAGUUCGGCAUCUUCCUGGGCAUGAACACCAUCCGGCUGUGGCUGCCCCAGCUCUUCGCCUCCAUGGCGGAGUUCGAGGCCCUCCACGAGGGCGAUGGUGUGGACGCCAGCAUGUGCACCAUCCUCGAGUUCAGCGUGAAUCGCACGGCGGAGACCGUUCUGAAUUACGCCGACGCGUGCUCCGUGCCCAAGGUAAUAUCAAUGGACAUGUACCUGAAUAAUAUAAUUGUGUCGGCCACUGGAUUUGUGGGCUACUUCUUUGCCGGAGGAAUAAUCCGAGCUCUGGGUCCCAAGCGCAUGAUGACCUAUGGACUCUUUUUGUCGGGAACCUUUGGCCUACUGCUUUACUUCUCUGUGAGCAGUCUGAUGACCCUCAUCGUGUCGGCCACCUUCCUGACAAUUACUGGAAUCGCUGUCUCCUCUCUUCUGGGAGCUGUGGUGGCCCUCUUUCCCACCCAGUUAAGAACCGUUGUGGUGGCCAUUGCCAUGAUGUGCGGGCGAUUUGGAGCUCUGACCGGAAACCUACUCUUCCCCGUGUUUGUUCAGAUCGGCUGCUUGCCUCCAUUUAUAAUGGUCUCCUCAGUGCUGAUAUUGGCAGGCGUUCUCUCAAUACUUAUACCCAAUCCCGCAAAGGCAACGUUUUCUUAGAGGACUUAUCCCUUUUCGUAAUCCUGGCCUAAAGGUUUCCAGUGUGAGAAUGAACCUUAAACGACUUUGGUUUCUUCCAAACCAGUUAUCCACUAAUUAAAACCAGAUCUUGCGACAUUAGCUUAGCUUUUGUUUAGUUGUACAAAUUAGAGAUAACGAAUUAUCUGGAGAUAGACGCUGAACAACUAUUUAUAUUUACCUUAAGUAAUCAAAUAAAAUAUACCUUUACUGCUGUA